UCGUGCGGAGCAGACGUGGUUUCGUUGUCGUCGCGGUCGCGGUCGGUUCUGGUCCGGAAGUGUCACUUGGUCGUCGCGGGGGUCGUCCUCCGCUAGGGAAGAGGACACCACACUGCCUGCGCGCAUCUGUCACACAGUGGGUGGAAGGACACACCGCCGUCAGAUUUCGUCACGGAUUUUGGUCAGCAAAAUUUGUCGAUUUCUUCUUAGUGAGAUGUGAAUUUUUAGCCGAGAAUCUAGCCGAAAAGUUGGUGGCGAGAGGAAGAAGAAAACAACAACAACAAAAAACUUGUGUUUGAAGAAAAUGCGAAAAGUGUUGGAAGAAAAGAGAAAAGCAUCAAAAGAGUAUUAAAAAAGUAAAAAUAUCUAUUAAAGUUUAGCGUGAAAGGCAAGAGAGCGAGAGAGAGAGAGGAGGGAAAGGUCGUGAAACACAGUGAAAGAGCCGAAAAUAUGUGUUGUCGCCGUGACAGUCGUGACACGGAGGAGAAGCAGCGAGGGGGGGAAUGAAAAAUGAAGAAGAAUGUUUGGAUCACAUUAUAUAACUUAAAAUAGAAUCCAUCAGAGGUGGCCACGACAAGUGCGAGCGAACGCGCGCGAAAGAGAGAAAACGCGCUCAAACCAAAGCAAGCGUUGUCAUUUUUUUGCGUGUGUGUGUGUGUGUUUGCGGGAAGGAAUUUGGAUAAAUAUCCAAGCAUGCUGUGCGUCGCGUCGCGCCGAGAAGCGUGAAAGUCGCGAAAUAGACGCGCGAUACACGGAGGGAAAAAAUGCACGAGAAGAAUUUAAAGAAGAAGAAGAAGGGAAACGUAACAUCGUUAUCGUUUGAGGUGAAGUGAAGCACGGAGGGAAGAAGAAAACUCUCUCUCUCACUGGAUUGAGGCAGAUCUGGGUUGGUGGUUGAGUGAAAAAUCUACACCAAAAAAAGAAAACAUAAAUAAAUAAAAAGAAGAAAACGCAGCUCCCCAGAAUUCAAUUUGUCUGUGACUUGCACACCGGAUUGAACCAAGGCCUGCUGCGACGAGCAGAACGCUGAGACGACGGAAGGAGCCCGUGCUAAAAUCAAGACAAAUUUCAAUCUAGUCGGCCCCGACACUCGAGACUCCGGGGAUGGUCCCGGAGGGGGCAAGCGGAGGAGGAGGCAUCACCACCAAACGAGCUCGGAAGAAACAGUUGCCGGUGUAGAGACGGGAAGGAAGCGAGGCUGGAAUUUCGAGCAAAGCCUGCAAGCGAGGAGUAACGGUUUUUGAAAAUAUACAGGACAAAACGGAUUCGAGGCCGGGGAGAAGUGGGGGAAGGGGCGUGGCCGCGGAGGAUCGAGAGACAUGAGUGUCCGAGGAUUUAUAGCAGUGCUUCUGGUCGGAAUCAACGUUAUUGCAGCUGGGACGUCCCUGUUGUUCGGCUGUUGCCUGUUGCUGGCCACGGCCACGGGAACGGUCACAUCCACGACUUCCGCCACGUCGUCGCCGCCGGUCCAGCUGCUCGGUGGAAUUCCGCCGGCGGCCGUCACGGAACCGACGCCCAAUGUGGCCGCCGAGCACAUCAUCAACCUGGAGCGGGACGGCGGCGUCAGCUUCAUCGCCCGGAAGGACAUCCGGCCGCAGCGGGCCGUUCCGCCGGAAUACGCCGGAGCGUCCGCGCUCCCGCACUGCGAGUCCUUCACGAUGGGCAACCCGGACCAGAAGAUGCUGUACAGCCCGGGGGCGCCCGGGAACUACCCCAACAACAGUGACUGCGUCGUGGUGCUCGAGGCGCCCGUCGGGUCCCUGGUCCGGCUGGACUUUCGCGACCAUUUCCACGUGGAACCGUCGGACGAGUGUAAAUACGACUAUUUAGAGAUCCGGGACGGUGCGCACGGGUUUUCUACCCUGAUUGGGAAGUACUGCGGAACGACGUAUCCGCCGAUGAUCACGUCCAAGGAGCGGUUUCUGUGGCUGCACUUUCACUCGGACGAGAACAUCGAGUACGGCGGGUUCGUCGUCGUGUACGAGUACGUGCCGAGGCCGACGUCGUCCAUCUACGACGACGAGGGCUGCCGGAUCGAGGUGUCCGGCCUCCAUGAGGGCUUCCUCAACCGGACGGACGUCCCCCGGGAAAAGGAGCAGACCGUCGUCGAGCACGCCCUCUCGCUCGACUGCAUGUGGGUGGUCACGGUGCCGGACGGAUGGAAGAUUCAGCUUUCGUUCCUAAAGUUCAAGCUGGAAAAACCCAACGACUGCGAGAGCAAUUUUGUGGACGUGUUUACCGAGCGGACCGAUCUGCCGUCGAGAUUGAAAAACUUUUGCGGCUCGAUCGCGGACUCGGUCGUGUCCAAGUCGAACGUGCUGCACAUCCGGUUCUUUGCGGAGGCGGCCGCCAUCAACAGCACCUUCUCGAUUCUGUUUACUGCAUUUAGGGAGAAGGCGGCGGGGGAGACUUGCGAUGAUGACGAGUACGAUUGCGAGGAUGCGACCUGCAUCUCGGCGGAUUUGCGGUGCAACGGGCGCAUCAACUGCCGGUUCCGGUGGGACGAGGAUGAGUGUCAGAAACAAGCCCAAGCCCAAUCGGAACACGUUACGAUCAUCAUGGUCGUAUUUGGUCUCAUUUUUGGCAGCAUGGUGAUCGCGUUCGUGAUCAAAAUCGUCCGCAAGAUCGUGCGCGACCACAAAAUCAUCCGCGAACACAUCCGGCAGUCGCGCGAGAGCAAACUCAACGAGCUGGGCCGGCACUCGACGAAGAAGCCGGUCGACCUGGACAUUACCAAGUUUCCGCCGCCGGCCUUCGACAAGGAACCGCCGCUGAACGUGCUGGAGAACGCGGCCAACAGCUACUACCGGGAGGUCAUUUCACCGUCGAUGGGAGGAGGGGGCGGAGGACCGGGUGGGGAACGUGGAGAGAGUGGGGGAAGUGGCGGAGGGGGAAGUGGUGGAGGGGAGGGGAUGUUUAGCAGUAGCAGUAGGAUAGAUUUGAAGAACGAUGCGAACAUCAUCCGGCAGCAGCAGGAACUGCAGGAUAUUCUGAGGAGCAGUUACCAUGCGGUCGGGGACGCGGGGAUGUGCGACAUGGCGUGUCAGACGAGGGAAUCCCUGUUCCAGCCCGUGUUCAAGAACAAGGUGACCCAAUCGCCCAACCCCAACAGUAUACGCUUCUCGACGUUCGGCUACGAAUCGCCGGGAGUCCCAGGUCAAACACCUCCACCCUCCUCCCAGCAGCAGCAGCAGCAACUGCCCUCCGUAACGCCUCCUCCGCCGAAGGUCAAACAUCACCAUCAUCACCACCACCAUCACCAGGGCGGAGGAGGAGGAGGAGGAACGCUCGAUCGGAGUCGGGACCGCAACAAGUUUGAGAUGCAGGACCUCAGCGGGGGCGUUUCGAUUGGGGUGGGCAGUGGCGGCGAGGACGAUCAUCCGGAUGUUCAGCAACAGCAUCAGCACCAUCAGCACCAUCAACAUCACCAGCAUCAUCCGCAUCACCAGAAGGUGGUGCUCGAGCGGGAUCUGCAGCAGCACGAUCCGACGGGGCAGUCCACGAUCCGGAAGUCGGCACCGGACGUGAUCAUCAUGACGUCGUCGCAUUGACUUUAAAGGUUUUUGUUUUUUUUUUACUUUUGUUUUAAAACACGGAAUCGGUUUCCA
Molecule: messenger RNA, 3608 nt
Organism: Culex quinquefasciatus (southern house mosquito)
Lineage: Eukaryota; Metazoa; Arthropoda; Insecta; Diptera; Culicidae
Gene: Neto
Molecular function (GO): protein binding
Source: RefSeq, a predicted model, not a curated record